AAUCGGAAAACAUAUCAGCUAAGGAUGACUUUAAAUGUCUUGCAGUUUUCUGUUAUUGGGAACCCUUGCAACAAUACUCUUUCAAGAAGUUUUAGCCUAUCAACCGGGACCAUGUCGAACGCUGGUCCAGAAAUAUCCUCCCACCACAAUUAAAGGGAAAUUGAUACAUCAUUCUAUUUACCUGGACACUUUCAAACAGGGACAAAAGGAGGAACACAAGCCACUUAAUUUAUGCCUUCACGUUAAUUUCCCACAAAAUAGUCUGAAGGAGUAUACGGUUAUAGGUACGGAUAAUAUGGACUUUGUGGUUCUGUACAAGUGUAACUACUUCAAGGACUCAAAGUCAAACGUGGAGCUGAUCAACACAUAUACUAGGGUAAAAACUCCAAGCAAAGCUACCUUGACUGGAAUUUCCGAGGCUUACAAAAAGAAUGGUCUAAAUGAAAACCGCGUGCUGGUCAUGUGUCAAUAGAAUAGAGAGCCAGAAACUAAUUCAAUUUGUGCAACACAAGUAAAGGUUUAAAAUAUGCGCAACGAAUUUUUA
Drosophila gunungcola (fruit fly) is the source of this 544-nucleotide messenger RNA. RefSeq lists its product as uncharacterized. The transcript has 3 exons. Bases 35 to 472 code for a protein of 145 amino acids. Lineage: Eukaryota; Metazoa; Arthropoda; Insecta; Diptera; Drosophilidae. The record is from RefSeq and is a predicted model, not a curated record.